Phyllostomus discolor (pale spear-nosed bat) is the source of this 7541-nucleotide messenger RNA. RefSeq names its product probable G-protein coupled receptor 83. NCBI's taxonomy places the organism in Eukaryota, Metazoa, Chordata, Mammalia, Chiroptera, Phyllostomidae. The transcript is spliced from 4 exons. The record is from RefSeq and is a predicted model, not a curated record. Gene Ontology annotation, cellular component: membrane. Gene Ontology annotation, molecular function: neuropeptide receptor activity. Bases 523 to 1860 code for a protein of 445 amino acids. Gene Ontology annotation, biological process: neuropeptide signaling pathway.
UCACUGGCUCAGAGCACAGCGCCUGCCGGCCUUAGACUGAUUCACCGACUGCUUCAAAGCGACAGAAAUUUAGUCCGAACGACUUCCAACUGCAAGAAGAAGGAACGGUGUUGGGCGGGGGGUGGGGGGUGGGGCUCCUGGAGCUGCUGUCCGGAAUUCGGAACCUGUACUGCCUGCGCACCCCAAGCUGCUGAACGGAACGUUUGGAGCCAGCCGCAUUCGCCAGCCCCUCGACUGCCCAGCUCAGCUCAGCUCUGCGCACUUGCCCACUCGGAGUCGGUCCAGCGGUUAUCUUUUUGCUUUCCUUCUUGCCUGUCCCCUCUGCACUGUCUUUCCACCCACCCCCACCCACAGCUGCAGGACGCUGAGCAGCAUUCGCCCAGCGCUCUGUGGAGACCUCCCUCUCCUCUUCCCCCGCUCUCCCUGAUCCAGUAGCUUAAGGAUUUUGGUUUUCCAAGGGGCGUCAAGCUGGAGGCCCCAACCACCGAAUCGCCCCAAGGGGCUUUCCCGAACCCCAGCACCAUGAGCUAUGGGGACGAGCUGACCCCCGAAGCUCUGAGUGUGCCGAGUGGGUUUGAUGAUCUGAUCACCUCCACCACCUCCCAGGUGCUGCAGGCUAUUUCUAAUGCCGCAGCUGCGGUUGGUAGCUCAGGCCGCGAUAACUUGCUUUCCAUGAUCCAUAAGCUACCUGACCAUAUCUCAAACAUGGGCAACCUGGCUGACACGUCAGGUCCCAUGGCUUCAGAGAUGGUAUCCCAGGAUGAGCCAGUACAGUUCUGGCUAGUAAUAGGGUACACCAUAGUGGUAUUUGCUGCCAUACUAGGCAAUUGGGUCUUAAACCAUGUGAUUAUGAAGUACAAGAAGAUGCACACUGCCACCGGCCUCUUUGUCGUCAACAUCUCCGUGACCAACAUGAUGCUGGCUUUUCUCAGCUCUCCCUUCACCAUGGUGCGCUAUCUGUGUAAUUCCUUGGUGUUUGGGAAGAUGACAUGCCACCUCAGUCGUUUUGCUCAGUACUCUUGUGCCUAUGUAACUGUGUUGACCAUGGCUGCUAUUUCCCUGGAUCGACAUCGGGUGAUGCUAUAUCCCCUGAAGUCCCGAAUUACUCCAAUGCAAGGCAAUGUUUGCAUCAUUCUCAUCUGGAUUGUGAGCACCUGUGCUGCUUUGCCACAUGCCAUUUACCAAAAGCGUUACCAAGCGGAGAAUGGAAACAUAACUGAAGAAAAUGUCUGCCUUCCCAGUUUCUCAUAUACUUCAAAAUCCACGUGGAAAUACCUUGACCUAAGCACCUUUUUGCUCUUCUUCAUUUUACCAUUGAUGGUGCUGAUGGUCGUCUAUGGUCAUGUAGCCAAGAAGCUGUGGAUCCAUAAUGCUGUUGAUGACAUCAACAUCCACACCUACAUCUGCCAGCGUGGGAAGAAGAAGCAGAGUCUGAAGAUGCUGAUGAUAGUGGUGCUUGUCUACACUAUCUGCUGGCUUCCCCUCAACCUCUAUCUGGUGCUGCUUUCCAGUGAAUCCAUUUCAAGCCACAAUGGUCUCUACUACUUCCUCCACUGGCUAGCAAUUAGCAGUUCAUGCUACAAUCCUUACAUCUAUUGCUGGCUCAGCGAUAGCUUCCAUAUUGAAGUUCAGAAGGUCAUCAUGGAAAUCCAGAAGAUGCUGCUAGAUGGAAUCAGCCGCCUGAGAGGGGAGCAUCGCCAACUGAGAUCUCUCCCACCCCCUCACUGCCCUGCUUGGGUGGACCCCAACCCUGGAGUGCCCAAAUUCCCACGAUUCAAAGAUUUUGAUGAGCUACCCAGUCCCCCUCCAUCCCCAGAGGUGGAAACCUCCUUUCUCUACCCACCAGUGCCUAGAGUUUAAGCUGCCCAGACCGCGAUAGAUUAUCCAUCCUCAAAAACUCAGAUAGGGUGGUACCAAAAUAACUAAGUUUCAUUCAUUUUUCAUGGCAGGGGGAGUGGAGGAAGGGGUUGAAACUUGAGGGGUGGGGGCCAUCUAAGGAACCAUGUGUCUCACUUGCUAUUUCAUUUUCUUCUGUCUUUUCUCCUGUUUCCUUCCUAAGUCUUCCUUCUCCUAACAGUGAGUAAAUAUUCAAUAUCCAGACUCAUCAGAGAUGUUUUUACAUAACUCAAAUGGAAGUUACAUUCUGACUUGGGAUCUCCUGAAUUUCAUCUCUGAUUCUGGAGUGUUCCCUCCUCCAUUCUUUGUGUGCCCACCUGGCCAUGGCACUUGUCUUCUAACAUCUUAGAUAUUAUCUCAGGAGCUACAAGAGUCCCCAGAGAAUCUUAUUUAUAUUUUAUUUAGAUGGAUAAGAGGUCAAUAUCUAUAUUGUAUCCAAAAUAUGCCCAGAGAAGUAACAGAAGAGAAAUGUAUAGUUCCUGAAAUGUAAUUGGGUUCUCUGGGAACUUAGAGCUCCCUAUAAAUGCAAGUAGUCUUAUCUCCUUAUAGCAGAAUGAGAAUGAGAAAUCUUACAGAAAAAGACAAGGCAGUUAAAUGGCUCACUCCACAUUACCUGGGUUAUUUCUCCAGAUUGCAAAUUCAAUAAUUUGAUGAUAGCUUUCUUUUAAAUACAGUGACAAUUUACGUGCUCAAGUUAGUACUGCAAAAUCCAAAUAAUUCUCCCAGUUUUUUCAAAGAUGCAUUUAUUUAUUUAUUUUUAGAGAGAGGGGAAGGGAGGGAAAAAAGGAAGGAGAGAGGCAUGAAUAUGUGGUUGCCUCUCGCACGCCCCCAACUGGGGACCCGACCUGCAACCCAGGCAUUUGCCCUGACUGGGAAUCUAACUGGUGACCCUUUGGUUCACAGGCUGGCACUCAAUCCACUGAGCCACACAAGCCAGGGCCAAUUUUUCCAGUUUCUUGACCCUACAUUUAACAUCAUACUUUGUCUCAUGUAAACUUGUGCUGUCUAGUCUUGUCUUUGUUUUUUUUUUUUCUGGAAAAAGAAAAAAAUGUGAUGUGUUCACUGUUAAUUCAUUUCCACCUCUCUAGCCUAUGAGGAUUUCAACUCAAGAGAGACGGGGAGGAAGUAACUAUCUGCCAUUGCCUUUCAUGUGGAGACAAUAUUAUUAAGGCUCUUUGGAGGGUAUAGCUUGUGUGUGUCAGGAAGAUGCCAAGAUGAGGGUGAGUUUUCUUUUCUCCUUUUCUUGAUUUCCUUCCUCAUACCCUCGUCUUCACCCUUUUUAUCUUCAUUUUUCCCCUCCCCUCUAUUGCUUUUCCCAGGCAUCACCUUCUCCUCAACUUUCUCUGUUCCACCUUUCUCUUCUUCCUCCUACAGAUUCCUUCCUUCCUCCCACCCUCUUUCAAUAUCUUCUUUGUUCCCCUCCAUCCCUCCUUCCUCUACUUCUGCCCAUCUUGUCUUCUCCCCUCUCCUUCACUCCUUUUCCCUUCCUUUCUUUCCUUUUCUCCUCCCCUUGCUCAUUAUCCCUCCUCUUCUUUCACAAGCUUACACAUUCCUCCUGAGUCCCUUCCUUCUUCAGCACCACUCCUCUAAUUCUUUCUUCUUUCUUCAUUACUCCUCCAUUAUCUAUCUGUUUAUUUCUCACUUCUUUGAACUCUGAUGCAUAGUUUAAAUUACUGCUUUCUCAUUGAAUUUUAGCUAUUAUUCCUCAAUUCCCUCCCAUAUUUCUCUUUUAUCUUCUCUUCAGAAUUAAGACUUCUCUCACCCUUAGUGGAAACCUGGGGAUCUGGGAAGAUGCAGCCUCUGGAUUUAAACUCUGCAGUCUCUACCCUGCUCCAUAGGUGUUUAUGUGGGGAUGUGUACUAGUCAGAGUGAAUGGUGAUCUCUGGUUACAUUUUUUUUCUUUUAUAUUUCUUUCUCAUUUAACUUGAACUAUCAGAAAGUGGCUGCCCAUUGUGCCAUCCUGGGGAAUAGGAUGACUCACUGUAGGUUUAUAGAGGAAAUGUUACAGACGUAGGCCAUAGCCUCUGUGUCUGUUGGGAAGUGAGUACCAUUCAGUGGUACUGAAGAACAUGACCUAGUUUACUUUGGAGGAAUUGUGCCCAGUAGGAAAUUUUCUUCCCUAGCCACUCAUGGUUGUUUUUAAAAAACCCUUUCUAUUCUACAGCAUUUUAGUUAUUGCUCAUUCUCCCUUCUUUCCCAUAGUUCCACCCCAAAGAAUCAAAAUAACUUUAAAAAAUUUUAAAAUAACAAAAAUAACAACAAACUUAUAACUGCAGGAUAACCCUGGAGAUUCUUAGAAGUUCCAAGACCAGCUAACUGGCUUCAGACUUUCACUGCUGCAUUGGCUGUGAACUUCAUAGUGACUGCCCAAACCCAUUGGCUUUAGCAGUUUUGAGAACAAACUAUCAUCAUCUCUUUAGAGUGUAUGUGUACGUCUGCUUCCAUCUCUUUCUCCUCAAUCAUCUUCACUUCUCUUCAUCUUAAUCAUUCUCUUUUUACCAAGGACAUAUUAUUCAAAAUUCUUUGAAUCCUUAAGUUUCCUCGGGAAAAGGGCAAGCCUGGGGCAUGAAGCAGAUUAACUGGAGUUCAGCUUCUGGUUAGUCAUCCUACCUGGUGACAGCAAAAAUUUUUUGAAGUCAGAACUCCAGCUAUCUAUGGAAACUUUCCAUACUUGCAAAAUCUUUUUUUUUUAGAUGAAGAACAAUUUGAGGGUAAAGAGGUGUAGUUUUAUCUCUGUUUCAUUCUAUUUUCACUGUAAUAGAUGAAUCUUUGAUCUCCUCUUCCUUUCUAACCUCACCACUAAAACAAAAACCAAAAAUACUACAAAAAGAAAACAAAACAAAACAAAUGAAAUAUAUCCCCAUGAGUACAUGACUAAAUAUUUAGAGAAGUCCUAGACUAAGUAGAUGACCACAUCUGCCAGUGGCAUCAUUGUAAAUUUCACAUCCACCUUUCAGCUUCAGCUGUUUUUGAAAUUAGUAGUCUUUGUGAGCUCUGCUGGUAUCUUUUUCUCCCUCCUUUAUAUACCCUCAUUCUUCUAAGGACAGAGUUGUCUUUCUCAUUCUCCUUUUGGAAGGAUGGAUAAAUCCCAGGGCAAUCAAGCGGACUGUCUAAGGCUCUGCCUCCACGUGAGAAGGACAGAGUGAGAUUGCCCUGCGGUAGCCAGUGCUUCGUGGAGGAAUUAUACCUUGCUCUAAUACGCGCUCCUUUACCUGCUUAGACUUAAAAUUCAGAUAAAAGAGUGUCGUUGUAAUUUAAAUGACUAUUGUGCUAUUGUACGUUCACCUAAUGUUCUCUCAUUCCCAGGAAAACCCCUCCCUAUUCCCGCCUUAAUCCUCCAAACAGUUAAACUUCCCCCCAGUAAGGCUGGAGAUCUGGAAUGUUUCAUGUUUGACAGAUGAUCCAGCUUCAAUGUUUGCUGCUGCCUUGACUUUACCUACACAUCAGCUUUGGUGAUGGACAGGAUGCUUGAAGAAUUGGGCCUCUCAGUAGUUUGAGUUUUUCUGGGGUUUGCUUAGAUUUUUUUUCAGCAGCAACUAAUCUGAACUCAACAUCCAGCUAAGUCUGGGGGUGCUACCAAUGUAAGUAGUUUAUGACUAGGGGGGCUUAUUUGGUUGGAAUAUGGUGCUAAUGAGCACUAGGUCUUAGGCUCUAACCCAUGUGCAGCCAUUUAGCUUUGUGGGUUUGAGCAUGGUGCUAAAGAACUAUGGGAUUGUGGUUUCAAAACCUUAUGUGUGUCUGUUUACAGACUGCACCACUCACCCGGGCCAGCCUUUUUCUGAACAUGGGUUAUCAGCCAUCUGAAAGACCCAACAAAACUGUUCUUUGAGUAGCCCUGAAAAUAUCAUUUUCACUUCUGGAGAAACAGUUUAAAGUAUAUUACCUAAUGAUAAUGUGUUAGCAGUGUCAUCUUCUUAUCAGAAUGACACCAUUUUUGAAAUGAAUAGUUGGACAAAGAAUAACAGCAAUGGUGGAUGGGAGAAAUUGCCAAAUUCUCCCCUUUUAAACAUCCAAAUGCACAUACCAACCUUUGUCCAAUGUCAUGUAACUGUAUCUUGGUCCAAUCUGGAACAUUUGAUGAGAUUAAGAUAUACAUACAGUUAAUCCAAUGUCCCACCUCACUGGGACAGGUUGGACUAGAGGAAUUUAUCCCCUGACACAUACAUCUGGAAUGCUGGUAAUCAAUUUUAUAUGUUAAUCACUUGUGUGUGUGUAAUGUAGAUUCACUCUUAGGUGUUCUGAAGACCUCUUUUACUGAGGAUUCCCUCCCCUCUUCUUAUCUUUGUAUGCUGUCACAUACACACUCAUACAUAUGCAUGCAUUCAACAUAUACACAAGCACACACAUGUAUUUGUAUACCCCUACACACAUGCACAUGUGUGAACACAUGUACUCCCACACAUAUAAGCACACAUACAUGCACACACACAAAAUGUAUACAGAUUGCAUUUUAAUGAUGCAUAUUUCAAAUCUAAAUUUUUAAUUUUUAGUCAUUCUUUCAGUCAAUUAUCUGUUUGAAUAAAUGGAUUCUGAUCUUUUCAAUAACUUCACCAUUUCACUGGGUGAUUACAUGAAUAUUUUGUACAUUGUUGUAGUUACUGACCCUAAGUUAUUAAAAUCUGUGCAGCGCUCACAUAUCUGGCCUUAUAAAAUGAUAAGUGUCCUACUAACAAAUAUCAAUUGGAUAUUUAUUAUUCUAAAGAAAAUAUACUUUAUUUUAUGGUUAAAACACAUAAAAACAAACCCCUAAAUGAGUAGGAACUUGAAUACAUAUGAGCAUAAACAAUUUAUGCAGAUAAAUUACAAAAUGUUCACAGAACAUACACAUAUACACAGGCACACAAAAAAUACACACACAGCUGCAAGAAACCCUUACGAUAAAAGAAUCUUGCUGAUCCAUGCCAGAGAAGAGAAUAAAUGCCUAAGUUGUAAUUUUAUAUAGUAAUUGGGAAUUCACAGACAUUGAAAUCUGUGAGCUCAGACCCUUGUUAGGAAGAACAGAAGGCUAAAAUUCAUUUGCCUACCUUGUGAGAGAUUUUUAAAACUUGAGUGUUAGUUUUGCUACAAAAGAGGUACAUGCCUUAAUAUCAGCAAGUGACUACCUACAAUCAUAAUUACAAAUUUGGACCAUCCACUUCCUACUUUGCCAUUGCUGGAAGCUGUUGACAUCUCUAGACUAUGAGGCAGAGCCUCAUUGAUGAACACUGUUUUCCUCUGGGCCACGUGAGGAAGGAAAGGAGAUGGACCCAGUCUGAACAGUUUGAGAGUGGGGGUGAAGUUAUUUAUUCUGAUAACUCUUGUUCAGAGAGUUUUCUGUGUCUAGUUCAAACUUCCUUCCCUUGUAAUAGUAAUAGAACUAUCGUGUAUGUGAUGAUGACUUUGUGAUUCUUAAAAUAAGAUCUUUUGGUAUUUUUCAAUGUGUUUGUUGUCAAUGUUUUACCCCAUACUGAAAAACUAAAGACUGUCAAGGGGUCUGGAUAAGACUGCAGAUUUCGUUUGCAAAUAUGCUGGUGAAUGGGUAUAUACUCUGAAAACAGCAAAGCACUGAUUCAACUAUAGUUCUGCAGUUUGGAAAGAAACCAUUUUUAUCUCCUAGGGAAAGCUUGAUGCUGAAGGAAAUAGCCUUAUCUCAAUGCCCAAGGUGG